This is a messenger RNA of Strongylocentrotus purpuratus (purple sea urchin), 1949 nucleotides long. RefSeq names its product dehydrogenase/reductase SDR family member 7. Lineage: Eukaryota; Metazoa; Echinodermata; Echinoidea; Camarodonta; Strongylocentrotidae. Bases 392 to 1438 code for a protein of 348 amino acids. Gene Ontology annotation, molecular function: oxidoreductase activity. The record is from RefSeq and is a predicted model, not a curated record. The transcript has 9 exons.
ACUCCUGAUCCUGCCCUGGUACACUUCUACAUCUUCCAUAGAUAAAAAGUGGUCAGUCACAACCCGGUGACCUGAAACAAAUAUUUACAUCAACUGAAUGCAUUUGAAAAGGCGUGCCCGGGAGCGUAGCAGCCUACAAAUUCAAGAAGAAGAAGUCGGACGUACGAUACUCGAUCAGACUCAAACUUCAAAGUCCAACUCCAGAGAGGAAAGGAGGGCGACACGGCACGGGAUCGGACAGCACAUGUAGUCUACAGCUCUCAGCAGCCAGCAGCAGUCCUUUGCAUUUCUCAAAGUCAUGCUCAGCCAAACCAGUUCAGUUUGAGUUAGCUAGGCUCAUCCUCAGCAAGCACUCAGUCUCAGACAGAGAAGAAAACAAAUCUGACCCAAAAUGGCUCUUGGCACCAUCUACCUCGUUGCUCUGUGCAUUGCGGCAGUCUUCAUCCUUCUGUCAAUCCGUGUCCUUUACUUUAUCGCUCUGUUUCUCCUGGUGACAUUCCUGGUUUGUUUCUUCCUCUCCAUGGUCUCUGAUGGUGACCUCACCCUCAUGCUCUAUGAGAUGAUUGGAAACAAAGGAGAUAAUAUGAUGGGCCGAGUUGUGUGGAUCACUGGAGCAUCCAGUGGCAUUGGAGAAGAACUUGCAUAUCAGCUUGCUCGUAAGGGUGCCAAAGUCGUGUUGUCGGCUCGCCGUGUGAACGAGCUGGAGAGAGUCCGAGGUAACUGCGUCCGAUUUCCAGAAGUGAGAGAGGAGAAUAUCUUAGUCUUACCUAUGGAUGCAACCAAGUAUGAGACUCAUGGUCAGGUGGCCGAAACCAUCGUUGACCGGUAUGGCAAGAUCGACAUCCUCAUCAACAACAGUGGUCGAAGCCAACGUGCCCUGGUCCAGGACUGCAAGAUAGAGGUGGACAAGGCCAUCAUGGAUUUGAACCUCAUGGGUCCGAUCUCACUGUUUAAAGUGGCCCUACCUUACAUGCUGGAAAACAAUUAUGGACAGAUCAUCAACAUCAGCAGUGCCACUGGUAUAAUGCCCGCCCCUCUCUCGUCUGCCUACUGCGCCUCCAAGCAUGGCAUGCAUGGUUUCUUUAACUCAGUGAGGAGUGAGUUAUCUCACAGGAACAUAGCAGUGACUAUGGUCUGCCCUGGCCCUGUCGUCUCAAACAUCGUGGAGAAUGCUCUCAGAGAAGAUUUCACAAGGCCUGCAGCAAAGCCUUACGAUGGUACAGCAGACCGGAGCUACAAGGUGUUGAUGAGCACUGAGAGAUGUGCAGCACUCACUGUGGUGGCUAUGGCAAACAAACUUAACGAGGUCUGGGUUGCUAGGCAACCUAUUCUACUCUUCUAUUACAUGGCUCAGUACAUGCCAGGCUUCACUAAGUGGAUGACUCCAUUAAUUGGUCGUGGGAGAGUGAAACAAUACAAUAUGUCUCAGGCACAGUAAUGCUGUAACUUGGAAGGAAAGAUGUAUUCAGUGUGCAGUGGGAGUGAUUUCAUAUUGAAUUGAUUUUAAAUGAGACUUGUGGGUAUUUUGAGGAUCUGAUUUAAGUGCCAUUGAUUGCCAAGAUUUCUAGACUGUUUGUCUUUUAAGUAAUUAAGAAAUAUGUAUGAGCUUUCAAAAUCUAAUUGAGGAGAGUUGGGAUAGUGAUGUUUACAAAUGAAUCUACAUUAUGGCAUCUAUUUUUGAUUGUGUACAUUUCAUAUUACAUUUCGUAACAAGUGCCUUAAGAAUUUGAAACAUAUAGAAACCUUUUAGUGGCAUUACAAGCCACAUCCAUAAUGCAAGAGACUUAAUUGUAGUGGUAUUGGUGAACUUUUGUAAACUCUUAUUUGACUGACAAAUGUGGUAUUAUUUAGCAUCAAUGCUAGCUCAAUAUAUGUUGUACCUUGGGCUCUUCAAAAUUGAGUAUUAUCACAAGAAUAUAGAUUGUAAUGCAAUAAUAAUGAUGAUAAUA